Messenger RNA from Drosophila ficusphila, 4451 nucleotides. RefSeq names its product protein phosphatase Slingshot (gene ssh). The transcript is spliced from 7 exons. Gene Ontology annotation, cellular component: cytoplasm. Lineage: Eukaryota; Metazoa; Arthropoda; Insecta; Diptera; Drosophilidae. The record is from RefSeq and is a predicted model, not a curated record. Gene Ontology annotation, biological process: negative regulation of actin filament polymerization; actin cytoskeleton organization; protein dephosphorylation. Gene Ontology annotation, molecular function: protein tyrosine/serine/threonine phosphatase activity; actin binding.
UUAUCGAUUAGAAAUGGCGUCCUCACUGUCUUUCUUUUAAGAAAAAUUCGUGUAGUCUAUUUACUAUUUAGCAGCGUUGUGCGUGUCUGACAAUUGUGAGGACACGCUGUUUUUUUUUAAGAGAACUGUCUGGCAAGAGCAACCAAAAGGCGGAAAUUAAGAGGAUUACAGGACGACAGCGCUGAGCAGAGUGCGAAAACAACAGCCAGCAGGCAUUGACGUGAAAAUGCAUUUGUAGCCCUAGCCCACAACACUUGUACACCAACACACACAUACGGUCUUGUGCACACACAAACAGAAGCAGGAAGGGAUUUGCAAAAAGGACUUAGCCGCUGCCUCAUCAUCAUCGCAAUCUUCGCCAGGUGGUGGACGAGGGGGAAGAGCAGGAGGAGGAGGAGGAGCGGCAACGGGGACGGCAACAACAAAUGGCGCUGGUGACGGUGCAGCGCUCUCCCAGUGUUCCAGGCUCCUGCUCGAAUUCGGAUGGCGAGGCCGAAGACGACGAGGGCAAUAGCAAGGGCAACGAUCGCAGUGAGUGCUUCUUCGCCGGUAAGGGCACCGCCCUGGUCCUGGCCCUCAAGGACAUCCCGCCCCAGCCACAGAGCGAGCGCCGCUUGAGCACCGACUCAAGUCGCUCCAGCAACAGCACGCAGAGCAACAACUCGGACAUCCAACUCCACCUGCAGUCCAUGUUCUUCCUGUUGCAGCGCGAGGACACGCUCAAGAUGGCUGUCAAGCUGGAGUCGCAGCGGUCCAACCGCACGCGCUAUCUGGUGAUCGCCUCGCGCAGCUGCUGUCGCUCUAGCGCAACCAGCGAACGUCGGCGCCACCGGAUUAUGCGUCACAAUUCGGCCAAAGUGGGCGGUUCUGCGGGCACCACGUCGUCCUCCUCGACGGCGGUCCCUACGCAGCGCCAGCUGUCCGUCGAGACCUCCGCCACGGAGACCAGCAGCAGCAAAUGUGAUAGAUCAGUGGACAAGGAAAACGCAACGGCGGGCGGCGACAACAAGAAUACCUCAGGCAUGGAGGAGUCCUGCCUGCUGGGCAUCGACUGCAAUGAGCGAACCACCAUUGGCCUGGUGGUGCCCAUCCUGGCGGACACCACAAUUCACCUUGAUGGGGAUGGUGGCUUCAGCGUCAAAGUUUACGAGAAGACGCACAUCUUCAAACCAGUCUCAGUGCAGGCCAUGUGGUCCGCGCUGCAAACGCUGCACAAAGUGUCGAAGAAGGCUCGUGAGAACAACUUCUAUGCCAGCGGACCUUCCCACGACUGGCUUUCCAGCUACGAGAGGCGCAUAGAGUCGGACCAAUCAUGUCUUAACGAGUGGAAUGCCAUGGACGCGCUCGAGAGCCGCCGACCCCCUUCGCCUGAUGCCAUACGAAACAAGUAGACCCCCGAAAAGGAGGAAACCGAAAGUGUCAUUAAGAUGAAGCUAAAGGCCAUCAUGAUGUCGGUGGACCUGGACGAGGUAACCUCCAAAUACAUACGUGGUCGCCUCGAGGAAAUCCUGGACAUGGAUUUGGGCGAGUAUAAGUCGUUCAUCGACGCCGAGAUGCUCGUCAUUCUCGGCCAAAUGGAUGCACCCACCAAGAUAUUCGAGCACGUGUAUUUGGGCUCUGAGUGGAACGCUAGCAACCUGGAGGAGUUACAGAAAAAUGGCGUUCGCCACAUCCUGAACGUGACGCGGGAGAUUGACAACUUCUUUCCGGGCACCUUCGAGUACUUCAACGUGCGCGUUUACGACGACGAGAAGACAAACCUGCUCAAGUAUUGGGACGAUACGUUCCGCUAUAUUUCGCGGGCGAAGGCCGAGGGCUCCAAGGUGCUGGUCCACUGCAAGAUGGGCGUCAGUCGAUCGGCCUCAGUGGUCAUUGCGUAUGCCAUGAAGGCCUACCAGUGGGAGUUCCAGCAAGCGCUGGAGCAUGUGAAAAAGCGGCGCAGCUGCAUUAAGCCGAACAAGAACUUCCUCAACCAGCUGGAGACGUACAGCGGCAUGCUAGACGCCAUGAAGAACAAGGAGAAGCUGCAGCGCAGCAAGAGCGAAACGAACUUAAAGAGCACAAAGGACGCCCGUCUGCUGCCCGGCAGCGAGCCCACUCCCCUCAUUCAGGCGCUGAACCAGGCCAAGUCUAAGUCCACUGGCGAGGCGGGCGUCACGCCAGACGGAGAGGAGGAGACUAGCUCACGGCUACACCGUCGGUCCAUCGCCCAGAAGUCGCAGCGACGCAUGGUAAGACGGUCAAGCAGCACUUCGCCUAAAACCCAAACCGCAGUGGUCACCAAACAGCAAAGCCAGUCCAUGGAGAACCUGACACCGGAGCGCAGCGUGGCCGAGGAGCCUAAGAACAUGCGCUUCCCAGGCAGCAACGGCGAGAACUACAGCGUCACCCAGAACCAAGUGCUGCACAUUCAGAAGCACACGCCUCUAUCUGUGCGCACGCGGAUUCACGAUCUCGAGGCGCACCGGGCGGACCAGCUGCAGCAGCAGCCAGUGUGGACGUCGCUGACCAAGCUGAUUACGCAGACCUCUAACCUGGGAGGAAGUAUUAGUGGCAGCGGUAGCGGAAGCAUUCAGCAGCGGCGGGAUUCCAGCUCCUCGGAUGUAUUUUCCACGCAGGUGGACAGCGUGUUUGCUAAGGAGGAAGGCGAGAAGCGGCAACGUCGCAAAACCCACUCUUGGACGGAAUCAUCCGGUCCUAGUGGCGGCAUUGUCCUCGACCAUCCUCCCCAGCAACAGAAGCACCAAACGAGCGCCAUUCUUCUGCGGCCGCGUGGUACUCGCCAAAGGGAACCGCCCUCGCGGCACGCCAGCUGGGGAUCGGGCGACAACCGGAGCAGCCUGCCGCAGAGGACCAGCUCGGGCUCUUACUACGACAGCAACCGCAACACGACGGCCAUCUUUGAGGGUGUUAUCCAGGACCUAAAGCGCAGCGGAAAUUGCAAUGUGAUCGAGGGCGUUCAUGUGACAGUGGAACCAGCCGUUGGCGAGGGCACUGUGAAGCGCACCAAGCAGAAGUUGGAAGAGAGCACGUCUUUGAAAAAGCGCUGCCAGGAGGACAGCCAGGAGCUGCUGCUUGAGACGGUGGACGCUGGACAAAAGCGGGGCACGGGUCUCUACAGGAGCGCCUCGUCGGCGCACAGUCCGCGGCAGCGCCAGCCGUUACGCUGCAACAGCGAGGAGCUGAUGCACACAAGCGACAUUGAGAACAAAAACACCACGCCUAGCGAUCAGGAGACGACGGUGGUGCUGCGCGUCCAGGGUCAGCCGCUGGCCGACGACCAGCGCAUCUCGGGCAAUGUGCAAAUACUCAAGCAGAAUUUUGAAGCCAAAGCGGGGGUGGUGGGCACGGGAGUAGGAGGAGGAGGCGGUGGAACGGCAACUGGAUCCGGAUCGGGUAGUAGUUCAACCAUCACGGCAGCAGGAUCGGUCUCUGGUGUGGGUGGGGCUAGCUCCACGAAUCCCAGCAAGAAGCCGACCAGCCACCAAUCACUGCCAUCGUCGCCGGUGGCGCAACAUGCCAACCACGUGUCCACCGCCUCGAACUCCAACUCCUCCGCCUCCAACUCGUCCGAUUCCAGCGUAAGCGAAAAUUGUGAUCGUAAUGUAAAAGGUCUAGUGCAUAAAUAUCAAACCACUACUUCCUGCAGUAGCCAGGCGGCGGCCCCGCCCACAGUCGCCUGCGCCCCACUGCCGCCCGCCGCAACCGCCAGCAGCAACUUGAGCCACGCCUGCAGCACCACCAUCACCACUAGCUUCAAGCAACGCCCGCGCUCCUACUACGACCGCUCGCUGUCGAACCGCUCGACGCACGACUACAGCGACAGUCGUCCGCCGCCCGCACCCGCACGCCACAGUCACACCAGCAACAUGCAACACCACCACCACCAACAACAGCAGCAACAACCGGAGCAGCAACAGGUGCAAAUCCGGCGGCUGGCGCAGCAUGGCAAGACGCAUCCGCUGAGCAGGCUAAGUGCUCCCAAAACAGGCUUCAAUACCGCCGCCUACAACACCAUGUAAAGGCCACGCUCUGCUUAACAACAUCUAAACUGCAACCUGCAACAUUCACAUGCCACUUGCAACUUGCAAUCCAUACAACGUAGCUUAUAAGGAAUCGUCCUCAUCCUCACGCCCGCUUUACGUAUUUAUAUAUUUGCCCGCUAUCACCCAUUUUGUGUGUUUUUGUCCAACAAUCGAACACCUCCACCCACCAUCCCCUCAUGCCUUGUGUUUGUUGUCGUUGUCUUGUUGUGUGAGGCGUCCGUGAAAGCUUCUAAAGAUCUUGUGUCUGCAACGUGUGAAUGGAACUAUUGAGAUGACAAGAGAGGGCAAACAAAACAACCUAUGGAAAUGAAACUGUAUUUGUACUUUUAAAUUACUUGUAACUGUAUACAUAUUUAUUUUAUAUUAUGCAAGAACUGCCUACGAAUAAACGAUUUAUUGUAUAUA